Caenorhabditis elegans is the source of this 2946-nucleotide messenger RNA. RefSeq names its product Mitogen-activated protein kinase kinase kinase kinase (gene gck-2). Gene Ontology annotation, biological process: MAPK cascade; intracellular signal transduction. Bases 6 to 2495 code for a protein of 829 amino acids. Lineage: Eukaryota; Metazoa; Nematoda; Chromadorea; Rhabditida; Rhabditidae. The record is from RefSeq and is marked reviewed. The transcript is spliced from 8 exons. Gene Ontology annotation, molecular function: nucleotide binding; protein serine kinase activity; ATP binding.
GGGUAAUGAGUGCCGAUGUAAUCAAACGAUCAAAUCCGGCAGAUGAUUACGAACUUCUGCAACGUGUCGGCUCCGGAACAUAUGGAGAAGUUUAUAAAGCAAGAGAUAUCAGAAGUGAUUCACUGGCAGCUGUCAAAGUAGUCAAACUCGAGGCGGGCGACAAUUUUGCAGUAAUCCAGCAGGAGAUUAUGGUCAUUAGAGAGUGUUCUCAUCCGAAUAUUAUUGCGUACUUUGGAAGUUAUAUCAGAAGAGACCGAUUAUGGAUUGUUAUGGAGUACUGCGGCGGUGGAAGUCUUCAAGAUAUCUAUCACUUGACCGGACCACUUUCGGAACUUCAAAUCGCCUUCGUGUGCCGAGAAACUUUGCGUGGCUUGAAUUAUCUUCACAAUAUGGGAAAAAUUCAUCGAGAUAUCAAAGGCGCAAAUAUUCUAUUAUCUUCAAGCGGUGAUGUGAAAUUAGCGGAUUUCGGUGUCGCAGCUCAAAUUACAGCUACUAUUGGAAAAAGAAAAUCGUUCAUUGGAACUCCGUAUUGGAUGGCUCCGGAAGUUGCUUGUGUUGAAAAACGAGGUGGAUACGGGAUGCAAUGCGAUGUCUGGGCGACAGGAAUCACUGCAAUCGAGCUCGGAGAAUGUCAGCCACCACUUUUUGAUCUUCACCCAAUGCAGGUUCUCUAUCUGAUGACAAAAAGUGGUUAUAAGCCACCGCACCUGAAAGACAAGCAUCGAUGGACUCCGCUAUUCCAUGAUUUUGUUCGUCAGUGCCUCACGAAAAAUCCGAAAAAGAGACCUUCACCGGAGAAGCUUCUGACAAGCCAUCCUUUUGUUCUUGGAUCACUUUCAGCUAGAAUGACAAGAGAUUUAUUGGAUAAAGUUAACGGAGCACCAACUGAUGUUUAUGAUCGAAUGUCGAAGACUGUUGAUGACUUGACUGAAGAAGAAUCAGAUAUGGAUGAUGCUCCUUCACUUCUCACACCGGAUGCUGCACCAAUUCGAAUCGGCCUGCCUGCUCAUCUGAACGGUUUGAGAUUAGAUGCGAGAUGUCUCGAACAACUAUCCUCAUCGCCGAACACUUCGUCAGAAUCAGAUCGGAGGACACCAACUGCAACGCCACGAAGUUUGAAUCGAGGAUAUCAUUCUGAAAGAACACUUCCUGCCAAGGAAAUGCCGUUGUUACCAGACGUAGUUGGUGGUGAUGCACUACUUCACUGUGGUAACGGAGUAAUUCACGAUGAUGAUGAAACUCUUCGAGCACCAAGAGCACCUCCGAGGACGCUUCGCGCGGCUCAGAAAGCUGCUGCUGGAAAUUCGAAAAAUCGAUUCAGUUCUACAUCAAUUGCUUCAACACCGAGUGAAGAUGGAUUAACGACAUUCUUCGGUAUGCCAUUGAUUCCAAAGGUUCCGAUGGGAGCAUGUUUCUCAAAAGUUAUGGAUAGAACUGAGCUGAAAAUCAAUUGUGCCGCCUCAUGGGUUCAUCCGUUAACCGGUGCUCACCUUCUGUUAUUUGGUACGGAACAAGGAAUUUAUUCUUUCGAUACGAACUGCAUGCCGGAUGGAAAUCUAUCUAAAAUCCAUCAUCGACGUUGCUCAUGGAUGUUUGUGUACGCGGAUCGACUAACAGCUAUCCAGGGAAAUACUCCAUACGUCUAUCGUCAUGAUCUUGUGGCUUUAACGCAGAAAAAUUUGACUCUGAAAAUGAGCAAAAAUCUGAACAAAAUUCCCGAAAAAUAUGUACCAAAACGAUUAGCGAUUACUGUCAGGAUGCCUGAAACACGUGGAGCACUACAGUGUACAGUGAAACGAGGACAAGGAGCUCAAGCAAAUUCUCUCUUUUUGUGCUGCGCUGUUCGAAAGACUGUUCACCUGUUUCAGUGGUACAAUCCAAUGAAUCAGUUUGUUUUGGUUCGAAGUGAGCCUAUUCGAGAAGACAUUCGUUUCCCCAUUCGACCAUUUGCAUUGAUUAAUUCACGAACAUCAGACUUCCCAGAAUUAUGCAUUGGAGUUGGUCAAAUGUCUGGAUCAAAUGAAUAUCAAUUCAAUAUGAUCAAUUUCUGCUCAUCAACUAAUAACUCUGAGCUCAGUGGAGAUUUAAACUCAUCAUACGGAAGUCUUGCCGAUGACGAAAUGCUUGAAGUUGGAAGUAUGCAUCAAAUUGAUAGAGAUACAUUAUGCUUUUCAUUCCGCAAUAAAGUAGUGUUGACUGAUCUACAGGGAUUCGAACGCCCGAAGCCGUCGAUCUUCACUUUCAAUUUUCACAUUGAAUAUCUACACGUCGUCGAUGGAACGAUUCUCGCUUUUCAUGCAAAUGGAGUUCAAGGCAGAGAUUUGAAAAGUAAUCUGAAUACUCAGGAUUUGUGCGAUGUAUCUCGAUUAUAUCGUGUGAUCGGUGAUGAUAGAGUAAUAAUCCUCCGAUCGCAACCAAUGUCACCCCGAAACUCUGGCGAUACUUGUGACGUCAGCUUACUUAUGGGACAUACGGAUACUCCAAUCGCUGGAUAAGAUCUCUCUCAUCGCAUAUAUCUGCUUUUGUUUCCAGAAGAAAAAAACGUAUUUAACCUACACAUUUUCCCUACACCGGGUCACAACUCAUGUAUUCUGCUUUCUCCUCACUCGAUUCUAGUUCAUCAUUAUUUCACGCAUAAUUUAAUAGAAAAAAAACCAAAAUUCCCCCACCAUCAUCACCAAUUCCUGUAAAAUAAAUCAAUUUGUUGAUCUCCUCGCUCUUUCCACCAUUUUCUCCCAAUUUCCGUGUUCGUUUCUUUUGUGUCAACUAAUUGCCUUACCCUAUCAUAUAAAUACCGAAAAGUGCCCAAUUUUAUUAUCAAAUGGUUUUUUUGUUUCGCCUGAUUCACUUUUUCAUCGAGCUUCUUCUGUUUAACGCGCAAUUUUCUUUUCCUUUUUUCUUGCAUCCGUGUUUUUGUAUAAAAUAAGUCUUGUUAUUUAUUUUGAA